Messenger RNA from Gallus gallus (chicken), 923 nucleotides. It is a transcript of the gene DCTN3, whose product is annotated as dynactin subunit 3. The record is from RefSeq and is marked provisional. The coding region runs from base 26 to 583 and encodes 185 amino acids. Gene Ontology annotation, cellular component: dynactin complex. The transcript has 7 exons. Lineage: Eukaryota; Metazoa; Chordata; Aves; Galliformes; Phasianidae. Gene Ontology annotation, biological process: cytoskeleton-dependent cytokinesis.
GAGCAACUUCCGGCGCGGCGGCAAGAUGGCAGGGGAGAUGGCGGCUUUGCAGCAACUACACUGGCGGCUGGAGGAAUUGGAGCAGCGCAUGGGCGUCGGCACCGGCGAGCCGCCAAAGGUGGCCGAUGAGCUCGUCAAGGUGCAGGUGGCGUUGAGCAACAUCGCCGGCAAGAGGGAGAGAAUCAAGAUCCUGUUUAAGAAAAUUGAAGAUGUAAUAAAAUACCUAGACCCUCAGUACAUUGACAGAAUGGCUGUUCCAGACACUAUGAAGCUGCAGUUCAUCUUGGCAGAGGAGCAGGCUCUUCCUUCCCGAGUAGCCCUCUUGGAGCAGGUGAAGAACCUUGAGCCCGUCUUAGACAGUGCCAGUAUCCAAGCGGCUCCUGAACAUGCAGCCAAACUACAGCGACUAUCUCAAAUCCAGAUACAGCAACAGGAGCAGUGUGAGCAGUUUACUGAUGAAGUCAAGAUGCUCUUGGAAAACUACAACAAGACAACUCUGCUUCUCUCCAAGCAGUUUGUCCAGUGGAAUGAAAUACUAACACAGCUGGAAGCAGCCGGUGAAGUGAAACCCACAGCAGAGUGAUGGCAGAGCUGGGAGGGCAAAGAGCCGAGGUCCUAGGACCGUGUUGGCCUUGAGUUACUCAGAAGAGACUGUAGCAGCUGCUUGCAUCCUUUUGCCUCAGCAUCUUCAUACUGAGUGUGAGUAUGCUGCAAAUGAUGUCACAGGCUCCUUGGGGGCACCCUGGCUUUGUGGCCCUCAAUCAAAGCUGCACUGUCAAUAUGCCACUGUUUGCAUAUAGUUUCUCUCAAUAUGCCACUGUUCUUAAUAUGCUAUCUUGCAUUUUAUUGUUUUCAAGUAGUAACGUACUUUAAAAAUCCCUUUUUGCUCUUAUCGUGGAUCAUAGUAAAGCCCUAAUACACUA